Molecule: messenger RNA, 1601 nt
Organism: Mercurialis annua (annual mercury)
Lineage: Eukaryota; Viridiplantae; Streptophyta; Magnoliopsida; Malpighiales; Euphorbiaceae
Product: probable tRNA N6-adenosine threonylcarbamoyltransferase, mitochondrial
Exons: 13
Coding region: 67-1473 (468 amino acids)
Biological process (GO): tRNA threonylcarbamoyladenosine modification
Cellular component (GO): mitochondrion
Source: RefSeq, a predicted model, not a curated record
CACACAGUUAGUUCUAUACUAUUAGUGGAGUAGCUAAGUUUUUGUUCUGUCUUGUGUCUGGUAAAAAUGCUAUCUUCUCUACUACCGUUAUCAUCAUCCGCCAUUUCCCGCGUAAAUCUCCUCCCAAAAUCCCUACUUCACUACACUGUAAUUUCAUCAUUCAAAACCUUAAAUUCCCGCAAUCGAAAAAUGAUAAUAAAACCCAAUCGCUUUCCCCUAAAUUCUCCACUCUGUUGCUCUUCCACCUCCACAAAACCACAAUUUACCAAUAUAUCCUCCUCUAAAGAUGACUUAGUUGUCCUCGGCAUCGAAACUAGCUGCGACGACACAGCCGCCGCCGUUGUGGGAGGCAGUGGUGAAAUUCUAAGUCAGGUGGUUUCUUCUCAGGCAGACUUGCUUGCUCGAUAUGGAGGCGUUGCUCCUAAAAUGGCGGAAGAAGCGCAUUCACAAGUAAUUGAUCAGGUUGUGCAAGAAGCACUUGAUAAGGCUAGUUUAACUGCAGCUGAUCUUUCUGCUGUUGCUGUUACCAUUGGUCCUGGUUUAAGCCUUUGUCUUCGCGUUGGUGUACGGAAAGCUCGUAAACUUGCUGGCACUUUCGGUCUACCAAUUGUCGGUAUCCAUCAUAUGGAAGCUCAUGCCCUAGUAGCCAGGUUAGUUGAACAAGAGCUGCGCUUUCCUUUUAUGGCCAUGCUCAUUUCUGGGGGACACAAUCUGCUUAUUCUAGCUCGUGAUCUUGGCCAUUACAUACAGUUGGGAACCACAGUAGAUGAUGCAAUUGGUGAAGCAUAUGAUAAGACAGCUAAAUGGCUUGGUCUUGAUUUGAGGAGAAGUGGUGGACCAGCAAUUGAAGAACUUGCUAGGGAGGGUGAUGCAAAAUCAAUCAAAUUUUCAACUCCAAUGCAGCAGCAUAAAGAUUGCAAUUUUUCAUAUGCUGGUCUGAAGACUCAAGUGAGGCUGGCAAUUGAAUCAAGAAAUAUCAAUGCGGACAUUCCCAUAUCCGUUGCAAGUAGCCAAGAGAGAAGUACCAGAGCUGAUAUUGCCGCAUCUUUUCAGCGUGUUGCGGUGCUACAUCUAGAGGAAAGGUGUGAACGGGCUAUUGAGUGGGCCAGGAGGAUUGAGCCUUCUAUUGAAUAUCUGGUGGUUUCUGGAGGUGUUGCAUCUAAUCAAUAUGUUCGCACGAGGCUUGAUCAGGUUGUGAAGAGGAAGAACCUGAAGCUUGUAUGUCCACCUCCCAGUCUUUGUACUGAUAAUGGUGUAAUGGUCGCUUGGACCGGAAUUGAACACUUUUGUAUGGGAAGAUUUGAUCCUCCACCACCUGCAGAUGAGCCGGAAGAUUUUACGUUUGAUUUGAGACCAAGGUGGCCACUGGGAGAGGAGUAUGCUGAAGGAAGAAGCACAUCUCGCUCUUUGAAAACAGCUCGGAUUCAUCCGUCACUUACAUCUUUAAUUCAGGCAUCAUUCCAGCAGCAAUAAUACUUGCACCUCCAAAUUCUGAGUCUAUUGUAGAGCUGCUCUAGUUGAGCAACAUUUUUGUAUAGAAUAUAACAUUGUUGUAAUAUAAAUUGUUUUAAUUAGUUUACUGUACUUUUUAAAAUGAGAUA